Camelus dromedarius (Arabian camel) is the source of this 2173-nucleotide messenger RNA. It is a transcript of the gene ADORA1, whose product is annotated as adenosine A1 receptor. Lineage: Eukaryota; Metazoa; Chordata; Mammalia; Artiodactyla; Camelidae. Gene Ontology annotation, molecular function: G protein-coupled adenosine receptor activity. The record is from RefSeq and is a predicted model, not a curated record. The coding region runs from base 555 to 1535 and encodes 326 amino acids. Gene Ontology annotation, biological process: G protein-coupled adenosine receptor signaling pathway. The transcript has 2 exons. Gene Ontology annotation, cellular component: synapse; plasma membrane; dendrite.
UGCGGCGGGAGCCCAGAGGACCGAGAGCUGCCGCGCGCGGUGCCCAGAGCCCAGCCCUGCCUGGCGCGGCUUCGAGCCACCGGGCGGGCGGCACCAGGUGCCCGGAACUUUGGGCGCCGCCGCUGGGACCCCCCUAGCCACCGGCAGACAGGAUGGUGAGCUCCCCGCAUCCUGUUCUGUGGGCAGAGGUGGGCAGAGCCAGGCACGGGGGACCCCUGUGGGCUGUGUGUGUGCUGGGAUCUGCCUCACACCUGAUAAAAAAGCCAGCGGAGGAGCGAGUGCUGCUAUUUUAAGUUGUUGAAUGGAUCCUCUGGGGAUGAUAAGGGGAGGGGACAAAGAUUAGGCAGAGAAAGGGCCAGGGUACCCCACCAGCUUCGGCAGGCACUACAUGUGCCAAGUGGGGCACCUCUCCAAAGGGCAGCUGGAGCUCCAGAGCUGCCUGGGCUCCCCUCCCCCUCCCAGGCAGGCCUUCCCAGCCCAGGCUUCCGUGACCACAGGUGCUUGCCUCCUGCCCCUUGGUGCCUGUCUGCUGAUGUGCCCAGCCCGUGCCCACCAUGCCGCCCUCCAUCUCGGCCUUCCAGGCCGCCUAUAUUGGCAUCGAGGUGCUCAUCGCCCUGGUCUCCGUGCCUGGGAACGUGCUGGUGAUCUGGGCAGUGAAGGUGAACCAGGCACUGCGGGAUGCCACCUUCUGCUUCAUCGUGUCACUGGCGGUGGCUGAUGUGGCAGUGGGCGCUCUGGUCAUCCCACUUGCCAUCCUCAUCAACAUUGGGCCACAGACCUACUUCCACACCUGCCUCAUGGUCGCCUGCCCUGUCCUCAUCCUCACUCAGAGCUCCAUCCUGGCCCUGCUGGCAAUUGCUGUGGACCGCUACCUCCGUGUCAAGAUCCCACUCAGGUACAAGACAGUGGUGACUCCCCGAAGGGCUGCGGUGGCCAUCGCUGGCUGCUGGAUUCUCUCCUUUGUGGUGGGCUUGACCCCCAUGUUUGGCUGGAACAACCUGAAUGCAGUGGAGCGGGCCUGGGCGGCCAACGGCAGCGUGGGCGAGCCCGUGAUCAAGUGUGAGUUCGAGAAGGUCAUUAGCAUGGAGUACAUGGUCUACUUCAACUUCUUCGUCUGGGUGCUGCCCCCGCUGCUGCUCAUGGUCCUCAUCUACCUGGAGGUCUUCUACCUGAUCCGCAAGCAGCUCAACAAGAAGGUGUCGGCGUCCUCAGGCGACCCCCAGAAGUACUACGGGAAGGAGCUGAAGAUCGCCAAGUCUCUGGCCCUCAUCCUCUUCCUCUUCGCCCUCAGCUGGCUGCCGCUGCACAUCUUUAACUGCAUCACCCUCUUCUGCCCUUCCUGCCACAAGCCCACGAUCCUCAUCUACAUCGCCAUCUUCCUCACACAUGGCAACUCGGCCAUGAACCCCAUCGUCUACGCCUUCCGCAUCCAGAAGUUUCGGGUUACCUUCCUUAAGAUUUGGAACAACCAUUUCCGCUGCCAACCUGCACCCGCCGUUGACGAGGACCCUCCAGAAGAGAGACCCGAUGACUAGACUCCAACUUCUGCUCCCACUGGCCUGCAUCCGGGGCGUCAUCUCAGCCCAAGUCCUCACCCCCCUGCUGUCCCACCUGUCUCCCUUGUGUCCCUGACCCUUCUCUGCUGGGCUGUGGGCUGGGGGCCCCCUGCACCUCCGGGUCCUGGAGGACGUUUGGGAGGGCAGUCCACGGGGAGCGAACCGGGCGACCGGAGGGGAGGAGGAGAGGGGCUUGAGCCUCCCCACCUGCCUGCCCAUCCCACGGGCAGCCCAGCGCACCAGGCUGGGGGGCCCUGGGAGACUGAGGCUGCCGAUGGGCCAGGUAGGCCGGGGGGCAAGCCCAGCUCCCACAGUGGCCAGGGGGGUCUGCACGUCUUAGGUGGUGGUGGUGCAGCCCUGGGACCACACUUAAGGAGGGGAGAAGAUCCAGUCCGAGAUGGAGGGAAGGAAAGAAACUGGCUCUCCUGGCCUUGCUUCCUCUCCUGUUCUGUGGGAGCAGGUGGCCAGAGCCAUUGACGGGCAGAAAUCAAGGAGCCUCAGUCCGUACCUCGUAGGACCCUAUGUUCCCAGCUGUGCUGGGUGCCAGGUGCCUGCUCUCCAUGCCCUGGGGACCCCAGGGUUAUACUGGGAGAGGCAGAAAGAGCGGGUCCAGAAAU